AAAAGCGUCCUUGGUGCUGGGAGAGCUGUUAGCAACCAGCAGCCAUUUGAGUGUUUUCCUGCACCGCUAUCUCACCAAAACAAACCCGUGUCUGUCAUUUUAACCUUGUGUGCUUUAUUAUUCAUGUGAAAAUGACCUCAAAUAACCCGUCCGUUUUUCUUCUCAUGGUCAAUGGGCAAAUCGAAACAGCUUGUUUCCCGGAAUAUGAUGACUUAUAUUGCAAGUAUUGUUUUGUAUAUGGACACGACUGGGCUCCAACAGCAGGACUGGAAGAGGGGAUUUCUCAAAUAACAUCCAAAGGGCGAGAUUCCUCUCAGAACCUGGUGUGGAACUUUCCCCUGGACAUUACUUUCAAAAGCACCAACCCCUUCGGCUGGCCUCAGGUUGUGGUGAGCGUAUAUGGGCCAGAUACAUUCGGAAACGACGUGGUCCGGGGUUAUGGAGCAGUGCACGUCCCCUUUACCCCUGGAAAACACACAAGGACAAUCCCAAUGUUUGUUCCUGAGUCCACAUCGAGGCUGCAGAGAUUCACAAGCUGGCUGAUGGGAAGACGUCCCGAGUUCACAGAUCCCAAAGUCGUCGCUCAGGGAGAAGGAAGAGAGGUAACCAGGGUGCGCUCUCAAGGCUUCGUAACCAUCCAGUUUAACAUUGUUACCAAGGACAUGAAGAAGCUGGGAUAUGACGUCACACCCACAGAGCAAACACCAACCACUCGCCUGACAGGAACCUGAUGAUGCCUCAGCUCUUACACACCAUAAAUCCUUGUUUCAUAAAUGUACAGAUCUUUUUCUUAUCAUUAUAAUUAGCAUCACUUUUAUUUAACCUACACAACCAAGACAUUUUGUCUAUCCUGUUACUUUUAUAUAUAUAUAUGUAAUAAACUUUUAUGUUUUUAUUUCUCUUG
Messenger RNA from Hemibagrus wyckioides, 904 nucleotides. RefSeq names its product B9 protein domain 1 (gene b9d1). The coding region runs from base 132 to 731 and encodes 199 amino acids. Gene Ontology annotation, biological process: cilium assembly. Gene Ontology annotation, cellular component: MKS complex. The record is from RefSeq and is a predicted model, not a curated record. The transcript is spliced from 7 exons. Lineage: Eukaryota; Metazoa; Chordata; Actinopteri; Siluriformes; Bagridae.